AUGAACAAAACAUUCAAGUUGAUUUGUUGUGCACUUGCUGCACAUACUUGUUUAGUUUUUGGAGCUGAAAAAACAAAGAAUGAAACUAUGAAAAGGCGCCGUUCAAAAUGUGGUUUCUAUCGUUUUCUACCGCAUCCUUCACUUGUUUUAGCAGUAGUAGAGGCCAAACUGGCCAACAAAAAACAGACGAAAGACACAUACAAAGUCACAUUAAAUUGUCCAACGAUGAAACUUAUUGACGAACCUCCGAUGUCUUAUACUCUGAAACCUGGGCGGAAAGAAACAAUCAUUUUUAAAAUGGUUGUCAAAAAAAACGAGAUACACAUGGGAAAAAAGCUUGCCACACAUAAAUGUGUUAUAACCAGAUGGUCAAAAAAGUCCAAUUCAUUGGAUUUGUGUAAUUUUGAUGUAUUCGUUUGGCCUUAUGGAUUAUUUGACUAUCCUUGUGACGACUACAAAGAAGGACAGUCGACUUUAGUUAGAAAACCCGAACAAAAUGGAGUGGUGAUUUUCGAGCUGCAAGAUUCCACAAGCAAGAUUGGUCUUUUUUCUGUCUACAUGGUCAAUUUGACGUGUACACCACGAAUGAGAAUUAUAGAAAAGAUCAAUUUUCUUAACAAACUUCGCGAAGACAAACCGUGGAGGAUUGAAAUGCCAGGAAACUGCUCUGGUGCUCUUCGACAAAACUAUAUCGGCAUUUGUCAUUUAAAAGUCUUGAAUCUAUGUCAUAUAAAAUUCACUGAGGUCUUCAAUACAACAGUUCAACUUUAUGACGGGGAGACUGACGAAUGUGAAUAUCUCAAAGAAAGACUUGGUGAUCUAUCCCGUCAUCCAUUGGCAGCAUUUUUUGGUUUAAAUUAUGUUGAAACAGGUUACCUGACAUUGGUUGUGCUCAUACAACUUCUUCUCAUUCUUGUUACAGGAAUAAUACUUCAUGUUAGAACAAUGCAACUAUCAAAUGAAAAACGUAAAUAAAUUGUUAAAAAGUUUCUA
Xenia sp. Carnegie-2017 is the source of this 993-nucleotide messenger RNA. RefSeq lists its product as uncharacterized. Lineage: Eukaryota; Metazoa; Cnidaria; Anthozoa; Malacalcyonacea; Xeniidae. Bases 1 to 975 code for a protein of 324 amino acids. The transcript is spliced from 8 exons. The record is from RefSeq and is a predicted model, not a curated record.